AAAUAUUGUGACAUUUUCAUUCACGUUUUAUCAUUUUAGCGCUUUAAGAGGAGGGCGUGUUAUUGAGCCUUAAGGUUCAACAAGGACGAUAUACUCUUUAUAUUACCCUCCCUUCGGUAGGAAAAUGUUAUUCAAGGCCAACCAUGUGACAGGAUAAUUUUCAAAAUGGCGGAAGGUGUACAACAACCUUUGCCGAAGAGACACGAUUUACAAACGUCUGCUGACCUCGAAAGAGUGACUGAUUAUGCAGAAGAGAAAGAAAUAAGCACAACAGAUAUAGAAAAUGCUAUUAGUUUAGUGGAGGGAAGAUAUUCCGAAGAGAAAGCUGCCAAGCUGCAGAGAGAGAAAGAGCUUGCAAGGAUUGUCAUAAAAAAAGAAGAUGUUGAUUUAAUAGUUGACGAAAUGGAAAUUCCAAGAGCUGCAGCAGAAAGAAGUUUACGUGAGCACAAAGGAGAUGUAGUAGAGGCUUUGGUGUCCUUAACAAAUUGAGACAAUGAAAUCCAGUAAAAAAAUUGGAGAUGUAAAAUUAUUGACACACAGCCUGAUGGCAUGUUUGUUUGUUU
Molecule: messenger RNA, 563 nt
Organism: Orbicella faveolata
Lineage: Eukaryota; Metazoa; Cnidaria; Anthozoa; Scleractinia; Merulinidae
Product: huntingtin-interacting protein K-like
Biological process (GO): negative regulation of apoptotic process; protein stabilization
Source: RefSeq, a predicted model, not a curated record